UACGUGGGUUGUUUCUUCCACCUUCUUCACCUUCUAAAUGAUGGUUCCUUCAUAUUAUUCAAUUUAAUCUCCCUCCUCAGCUACAGAGCUGCCAGAGUACAUGGUUGUAUUUUUUUUACGCCCCUCUCAAAGAGCAGAGCUGAAGAAUGACUCAACCUUCGCUCUUCUUCACCUGUGGCUCCGCUCAAACUUCCGGAGUUAAAGUACGUCGUCAUCUCUACGUUUCUCCAUUCACGGCUGGAGCAACAACAGCCGCAGCCGCUCGAUUCUAUCACCUUCUUACAAAGAAACCGGAUUGGAACCGUCACGAGGAUCAAAUCCAGGAAAAGCAUGACUCCAACUUCCAAAAAAUACCGCAACAACACCUGAUUUCUUUAAUAAAAUCAUGCAUCGAGAAACCCCAUUUGCACCAAAUCCACGCCCAUUUCGUCCGUACAUCUCUCCUUCAAGACCCCUUCUUUUCUCUCCAGUUCUUGUCCCGCGUUUCGUCCUCUCCGUUCCGAGAUAUGGGCUAUUCCCGCCGGAUUCUCUCUCAAAUCCCAGACCCAUCUGUGUCUCAUUACAAUGCGCUGAUAAGAGCGUAUUCUUUCAGCAAAUCACCAGGGGAGGGGUUUUAUCUAUACAGAGAAAUGAGGCAAAAAGGCGUUUCUGCAGACCCGUUAUCAUCUUCCUUUGCGAUUAAGUGUAGCAUAAAAGCUUGUUUGUUAAUUGGGGGUUUACAAGUUCAUGGAAGGGUUUUGAGAGAUGGGCAUCAAUUAGAUAGCCAAUUACUGACUACGUUGAUUUAUUUUUACUCCAUCAGUGGGAAGCUUAAUGAGGCGUGUAAGGUGUUUGAUGAGAUGCCUCAAAGGGACACUGUGGCUUGGAAUGUACUCAUUUCUUGCUAUAUGCGUAAUGGUAGGACUAGGGAUGUUUUGGUGUUGUUUGAUAGCAUGAUGACUGAGGAAUUUGAGUGUGAACCUGAUGAAGUAACUUGCUUGCUUCUGCUUCAAGCUUGUGCCAAUUUGGGGGCAUUGGAGUUUGGUGAAAAAGUCCAUGGUUAUAUUGAAGAACACGGAUAUGACCGUGCUAUCAAUUUGUGUAAUUCACUUGUAUCCAUGUAUUCACGGUGUGGAUGUUUGGAUAAGGCUUUUGAGGUGUUUAAUGGCAUGCAAGAGAAAAAUGUAGUUUCUUGGAGUGCCAUGAUAUAUGGUAUGGCGAUGAAUGGCCAUGGAAAGGAGGCUGUUGAAGCAUUUUUAGAGAUGCAGAGAAUGGGCAUUCCCCCAGAUUGCCAGACAUUUACGGGUGUUCUUAGUGCUUGCAGUCAUGGUGGGUUGAUUGAUGAAGGACUGGAGUUUUUCAAUGGAAUGACCAAAGAAUUUGGUAUACUGCCUAACAUUCACCAUUAUGGAUGCAUGGUUGAUCUUUUAGGUCGUGCUGGUCGGCUUGAUAUGGCCUAUCAGCUUAUAGUAUGUAUGAGAGUUAAGCCAGACGCUACAAUAUGGAGGACUUUGCUUGGGGCUUGCAGAAUUUAUGGCGAUAUUAAGCUUGGUGAGUGUGUGGUCAGACAGUUGAUUGAACUUAAGGCUGAAGAAGCUGGGGAUUAUGUUUUGCUGUUGAAUAUGUAUUCAUCGGCUGGAAAGUGGGAGAAGGUGAUUGAAUUGAGGAAAUUUAUGAAGGAGAAAGGAAUUCAAACCACUCCUGGCUGUAGUACAAUUGAGUUUAAAGGAGUAGUCCAUGAAUUUGUUGUGGAUGACUUUUCACAUCCACGAAAGGAUGAGAUUUAUAAGAUGCUGGAUGAGAUUAACCAGCAGUUGAAAAUUGCGGGUUAUGUUGCUGAAGUAUCAUCAGAAUUGCACAAUUUAGGUGCAGAAGAAAAGGAGCAUGCACUCACUUAUCACAGUGAGAAGCUGGCUAUUGCGUUUGGAGUUCUUGCAACUCCACCUGGAACAACAAUCAGAGUGGCCAAGAAUCUCCGCAUAUGUGUUGAUUGUCACAAUUUUGCAAAGGUUCUUUCUAGGGUAUAUGAUAGGGAUGUGAUAAUCCGAGAUCGCACCAGGUUCCAUCAUUUUAGAGGCGGAUACUGCAAUUGCAAUGACUAUUGGUAGGGAAUUUUCGAUGCUGGAGGAACGCAUGCUGGAAUUAUCCAGGAAGAUGUCAAACUGAAUAGACUUUGAAAUUUUAUGACAGAUUGUGUUUGACAGAUAGCAAGUCGCAGCCUGAGUCACAAUUGGAUACUGCUCUUGCAAUGCAAGUCAGGAAAGAAAAAUUUUUCGAGUUAAAGCAGCCACUCGAGCGUGAAUGGUAAGAAAGUUGUAUGCUUUAUAGUUCUUUUGUAGCAUUGAUUUUGUAAUUUCUAACAAUUACUUCAUAGGAAUACAUGAUUAUGUACUUU
Molecule: messenger RNA, 2374 nt
Organism: Rubroshorea leprosula
Lineage: Eukaryota; Viridiplantae; Streptophyta; Magnoliopsida; Malvales; Dipterocarpaceae
Source: the annotation of a GenBank genome assembly